Messenger RNA from Saccharomycopsis crataegensis, 1617 nucleotides. It is a transcript of the gene SLD2, whose product is annotated as Sld2p. The coding region runs from base 1 to 1617 and encodes 538 amino acids. The transcript has a single exon. Gene Ontology annotation, biological process: double-strand break repair via break-induced replication; DNA replication; DNA replication initiation. Gene Ontology annotation, molecular function: DNA replication origin binding; single-stranded DNA binding. Lineage: Eukaryota; Fungi; Ascomycota; Saccharomycetes; Ascoideales; Saccharomycopsidaceae. The record is from RefSeq and is a predicted model, not a curated record. Gene Ontology annotation, cellular component: DNA replication preinitiation complex.
AUGCUGUUGGAAACUUUGAAACGAAGUCUUAAGGAUUGGGAAAAACAGUUCACAAAAGACCAUGAUCGGAAACCGUCCAAAGCGGACAUCAAAGCCCAUCCAGAUAUCGAAUCGAAAUACAAAGAGUAUAAAGUGUUGAGAUAUGGCGGCAAGGAGAAACCAGAGACUCGAGACCAUCAUCAUAGAUCAAUGCACCAUCAGCAUUUCAAAGAUCCAUCGCAAAAACCGGUUAGAUCAAAAGAAUUCGUCAACACUUUUGGUUUACGUACCCCCGAUAAAUCUUCUCCUGACACUACUAGAUCAGUUCACCAAUCACCAGCAGAGUCUCCUAGCAAACAGGUAGUGGAACUUGGACCAACCCCACAAUUGAACGGUCGAUUACUCGGAAUAUUUGAGGAAUCAUCAGGGAUGGUCAAAACAAAAACUACCGGGCAAUCUGAUUUCGCUACUCCUACAAAAGAUGUUGAAGGAUCACCAUCGGUUUCGCGAACCAUCAUCACCCUCACCCCAACUGCAAAACGGAAAAUUGACUUUAGCGAAAUUAAUAGCGAAGACGAAGAUGAGACUUCCACCAUUAUAGUGACUCCUAAGAAAAAACCUAGUGGGAUAUUCUUAAGACCUUCCAAAUUUACUAAGUUGACCCUUGAUAAAUAUAGUACCCCGACUCAUAACAGGAUCCUCAGAUCCCCAGUGAAAACUCCUAAUAGAUCAUCUCCUAUAAAGCCGAUAGAAAUGACCCCAAGGUACUUAUCCCAAGGGGCAACGGUAUCAAUCCAGUCUCCCGAGAAAAGCCCGUGUCGUAGCGACGACAGCAACACUAAAUUAAUAUCCCCUUCGGUAUUCAAGUAUCAAAACCGCAUUACUUUCAAACGCGAUAAAGGUCUUAAGCGCCGGUCGCUUAGUGAAAUAUUCCAAGAAGUGGAGGAACUCAAACAAAAGAGUAUUGCCGAUGACGAGCAAAUGAAAUUGGAGAUUGCUCUGGAUUUGAAAGAGCAACAGCUUUUAGCAGAUAUCGAACGAGAGGAUAUGGAAAACGGGAUGUUAGAACCGACAGACCGGUUCGAACUCACCGGGGAUAUGGGACGGCCUAAAAAUGAAUUUGAAAAUGAAUUGGAAGACGAAAAGGAAGAAAGUGUAUCGACAGCUGGUGAUAAUGUUGGGCCAGAUGAUCAUAAGACCGCGUAUUGGAAAAAGAAAAAGAAGGUGAAACGUCAAACUAGAAGAGUUAAAAUGAAGAGUAGAGAAAACUUUGAAGAAGCCAAUAUCACCGACAAUGAUGAAAUUGUUGGGGAGAUCGCUUCUUUGAAGCAAAGGCAAUUGGCUGGAGUGACCCAUCUUAGUACUCGAUCGUCAACGGUUUCUGAAACCGAGACGAUUUUCUCUAUAAACUAUAAUGAACAGAAGGAAGAAGAAAACCAAGAAGAAGAAGAAGUCUACAAAGAAGAGGAAAUAGGUGAGGAAGAAGUCAAUGAUUCGGAUGAAGAAUAUAAUGCGGAAGACGUUAUUCAGGAAGUUUCUAAUCUGAAAUCCUCUGGGCAAGCGGUUAUCAAUAAGAAUUUUAAGCGGUAUAAAUUGAAGAAAAGAGGGGGAGGAAGAUUCGGAAGGUUUAGAAGAUAG